GUCGGGUCCCGUCAAUGGUUGGGGCUUUCGGGUUCCAAUUCGCGCCCACAGCCACUGGGCACGGCCACCGACGACAGCUCCCGCCUCUUGAACUGACACCCUAAAGCGUCACAGCUCCUCCCGCGACGACGACACUCCAUCUCCGUCCGUCCAUUCCCAGCAACGACAUCCCUCCCCCUCGACGACGACGACGACGACGACGACGCCGCAGCUAUCCUCGGCCCGUGAUCGGGAUCCCGCCCGCCUGUCGCCCAUCAUUCUCCCCUGCCUGUAGCCGCACCGGUCCGCCCCCUAACUCCGCAGCCAUGUCGCAACACGCAUUGUCCGACCAACAGGUCGACAAUGAGCUCCGCAAGAUGACGGCCUUCAUCAAGCAGGAGGCCAUGGAAAAGGCCCGCGAGAUCGAGAUCAAGGCCAACGAGGAGUUUGAGAUUGAAAAGUCGAAGCUCGUGCGCCAGGAGACGGACGCCAUCGACUCGCAGUACGAGAAGAAGUUCAAGCAGGCCACCAUGUCGCAGCAAAUCACGCGCUCCACCGUCGCCAACAAGACGCGGCUCAAGGUGCUCGGCGCCCGCCAGGAGCUGCUCGACAACAUAUUCGAGGCCGCCGAGAAGCAGCUCGCCGACGGCGCCAAGGACAAGGCCAAGUACCAAAAGGUUCUCAAGGGCCUCAUCCUCGAGGGCUUCUACGCCAUGAACGAGCCCAAGCUGGAGCUGCGCGCCCGCAAGAAGGACUACGACGUGGUCAAGAAGGCAUCCGAGCAGGCGGCCCAGGAGUACAAGAAGGAGACGGGCAAGGAUGUCGAGGGCGCCAUCCACGAGGCGCAUCCCCUACCCGAAGGCUCGGCCGGAGGCGUCGUCAUCAUUGGCGGCAAUGGCAAGAUUGACAUUGACAACACGUUCGAGACGCGGCUGGAGCUGCUCAAGGACUCGGCCGCCCCCGCGGUGCGCCAGUCGCUGUUUGGAAAGAACCCGAACCGCAAGUUCUUCGACUAGACAUGUCGUCGCAUGGGGCAUGGCCAAGUGUUGAGACUGCUCCGUGGGAGACGCGAAGAGGAGGGGCACCAGACGAGGCUGCGCGUGUGCGUUGUAUGCAUCCACAGGACCCUUGCAAUGUUUCUAUUCGAAUCGCGCCACCCGUACCUACUACGCUAGAUGCUGUACCAUAAAACAUGACCUUUUACCAGCCUCAAACGCCGAGCCCCAAUUGCGCCCGCCCGCCCGUCCGUCGUCGUCCGUCGCCAAUGUGUUCGUGAGAAUGAUAUGGGUAUCG
Molecule: messenger RNA, 1272 nt
Organism: Purpureocillium takamizusanense
Lineage: Eukaryota; Fungi; Ascomycota; Sordariomycetes; Hypocreales; Ophiocordycipitaceae
Gene: VMA4
Product: V-ATPase V1 sector subunit E
Exons: 3
Coding region: 306-995 (229 amino acids)
Biological process (GO): proton transmembrane transport
Cellular component (GO): proton-transporting two-sector ATPase complex, catalytic domain
Molecular function (GO): proton-transporting ATPase activity, rotational mechanism
Source: RefSeq, a predicted model, not a curated record